Molecule: messenger RNA, 3717 nt
Organism: Sodiomyces alkalinus F11
Lineage: Eukaryota; Fungi; Ascomycota; Sordariomycetes; Glomerellales; Plectosphaerellaceae
Exons: 2
Coding region: 1-3717 (1238 amino acids)
Biological process (GO): positive regulation of establishment of bipolar cell polarity regulating cell shape
Cellular component (GO): plasma membrane of growing cell tip
Source: RefSeq, a predicted model, not a curated record
AUGCGGUUACCCUUUCGAAGGCGCUCUGCGGCGCCCCGUGACUAUUCCCGGGCCCGCCCUAAACUUCUCGCCAUAGCAGCCCUCGCUGCCUCGUCCCUCGUGUCGGCGAACGAUUUCACAGCCAUCCCCGAAGUCGACCUCGAUCUCUCGCGGCUGGGAAGGAUAGGACUGGCGGGAGAUUUCACCGGAAUUUCGUUCUAUGAAUUCGAAGGACAAAGCGAGAGGCCCGUGAGGAGGAAUGGGAGCGAGUCGCUGCUGGCCGUGCUGCCCAAUGGCGCCUUCGCGUCCAUCGCGUCGACCGACGCUUCCAUUCACGAUAUGUGCGUGUCUACGUUCGAAUCGGGCGACGUCGCUGGUGUGGUAAUAGCGGGUAAUUUCACAAGCGUCGACGGCACGCCUUCGCAAGGCGUCGUCAUGUACAACACUACUUCCGACGAAUUCGUGCCCCUUGACGGGCUGUCGGGUCAGGUUAACGCCCUGCUAUGCGAUUCAGAUUCGAACCGGGUUUAUGUCGGCGGCAGCUUCCGGCACGCCAAUUCGACCAAUGCCAUGUCGUGGGUCCACGGAGAAGGAUGGACUCCCCUCCCGUUCGCCGGCUUCAAUGGCCCCGUGUCCUCCAUCACGAAAGCGUCGAAUGGUCACAUCAUCUUCGGAGGACGCUUCACUGGUUUGGGAAACACGACUACCCCGGAUAGUCCCGACGGCCAGGCCAUCAAUCUGGUUAGUGCGAAUAUCACAUCCGGAUCAAGUUCCACCAGGGGCGGCUUCUCCGAUCCCCGCAACAUCCUCUGCAAGACAGAUGGCCAGGACGGUCCCGGCGACACCUGGCUCCUGCAAGACAACUCGCCAGGCUUCUGGCAGGCCUCGUUCGGGUUUGGCUUCCGGCCGAGUAAGGUCAGGCUGCACAACACGCACCUGAACGGACGGGGAACCCGAACGUGGCGGUUCACCGCGCUCCCCAUCAACGGAAUCCUCAACAUGACCUACGUCGACCCGACUACCGGUCGGAAUGUCUCGUGCACCAGCGAGUGUCCCCUGAGCGACAGUCCUGAUGUGGUUUUCCAAGACUUCCAUUUCGUCAACACCGUCGGCAUGAACGCAUUCCGGAUCGACAUAUCCGACUUCUACGGCGAGGGGGCCGGUCUGAACGGGAUCCAAGUGUUUACUGACGAUAUCUCUACUUAUGCCAUCGACGACUUCAACGAACCGACUUGCAGCGGCCUGAGCAUCAGCAACCCUUCCACCGCUACGGCGACUGGCCCCUGGACACAGUCUCCUUCGCUGGAGAGCAAUUCCGGGUACCUGACCGCUCGGCUUUCCGGUGACAUCUCGGAAGAUUCGGCUUCCGUCGUCUUCUUUCCUAACAUUCAACAAUCGGGCAACUACUCCGUUGAAAUGUACACCCCCGGGUGCAUCCAGGACGGUACAUGUGCGACGCGGGCCCAGGUCAAUGUGACCGGUGACAUGUCUCUUUCCCCUGACGGCCGUUUUACCACCUCGCUCUAUCAGACGAACAACUUCGAUAAGUACGACCAGAUCUAUUUCGGCUUUAUCGAAGCAAGCACCGAGGGCUUCCGUCCGAGCAUUACCCUCACUCCUCUUGGAGGUCAGUCGUUGGAAAACAUGACCAUUGUGGCGCAGCGGGUCGGAUUUUCUCUCGUCAACUCCACCGGCGGCCUUAACGGACUAUUUGACUACGAUCCCACCGUCGACACCGUCGACAGGAACAAUUUUUCGAGCUCAGCUAUUCACCGACUGGGUGCUGGUUUCUCUGCCGGAUCUGCCGUCACUAGUCUCGAGACGAUGGGCGACUUGGUGGUUGUCGGUGGAAAUUUCUCCUCGAAUGGUGCUCGCAAUGUCAUUGCCAUCGAUACGACCGACCAGUCUCCCCAGACACUCAGUGGUGGGCUGAACGGCGAAGUUAGGUCCAUGCACCUGGAGGGCUCGCGUCUCUUCGUUGGUGGCGGCUUCUCGAACACUCUGGAUGGACAGGCUUCUGGUCUCAGUCGUGUUGCUGUCUACGACCGCGAGGACGGCACCUGGUCUGCUCUCGGGGCCGGCGUUGACGGAAAUGUCUGGCAUGUGGUACCGAUGCGGAUGAACAUCACGGACGAUGAGCCUGAAACCGUGAUUGCCAUAACCGGCGACUUUGAUCAGAUCAACGAUUUUGGGGACAAUGCUGCUGUUCCCGUGUCCGGGUUUGCGAUCUGGGUUCCUUCCCAGAGAAACUGGCUGCAGAAUCUCGACGGCACAGCUCCUGUUUACAGUGGCGUCUUGACAGCCUCCCUCCUUGACAUCCCAGACAGCGGUCCGCUCUUCGCGGGUUCGAUGAGCUCGGCAUCCAUUGGUGCAAAUGGUGCUGUGACCUUGACCGAGGAUGGUAAUGCACUCGGCCAAUUCCCCAUCAAGAUCCAGCCGUCAACUACCAGGUCAUCAACUGUCGCCCGCCGCGAUAUCCUGUCUGAAGGCGACGUCAAUGGCGUCGUGACGGGGGCGUUCUACGAAGAGGACGACCAUGAUGUGACGAUUCUUGCCGGGCAUUUCACUGCUGAGGACGGCAACGGUUCCCCAGUUCACAACCUCGUCUUCAUCAAUGGAUCGGCGGAAAACGCCGUGCGCGGGGUUGGAGACGGCAUUUCGGAAAACUCGACCUUUGUUGCGCUUGCCAUCGUCGACGAUAUUCUCUUCGCGGGAGGUGAUGUCGCUGGCACGGUGAAUGAUGGCCCUGUUCGCGGGCUUCUGACCUUCGAUCUUGCCAGCGGAACGCUCAACUCGCAACCGCCGGCAAUCGACGGCGGCAAUGCGACGGUCUCGGCCAUCCAGGUGCGCCCUGAUUCGGGCGAAGUCUACGUCGGCGGAGCUUUCGAAUCGGCCGGCUCGCUCGACUGCCCCGGUGUGUGCUACUACAACACGGAGCUUUUGCAGUGGAACCGUCCCGGUUUUGGUCUUCGGGGAAGCGUCAGCGCACUACUGUGGACGAGCGACAGUCUCCUUGUUGCCGGUGGGGACAUGACCAUCAACGGCUCGUCGGCAUCGCUCGCGCAGUACACGGCUGAUGACCAGACUUGGUCUCCAUUUGCUGGCCAGGAUGAUCUGCCAGGCCCCGUCGAGGUCAUCACCCGAGGCUCUAGAAACGGAGAUCAGCUUUGGGUCUCUGGCAGAGCGGCCAAUGGAUCGGUGUACGUCAUGAAACACGAUGGUUCGGAUUGGCACGUUGCUGGGCAGACUCUGUCCUUGGACACGGUCAUUCGCGGUUUGCAGGUCCUUACAGUGACGUCUUCUCAUGACGACACCGACGUUCUGAGCUCAAACCAAGUCCUGAUGUUGACGGGCUCCAUCGGGAUCCCGGACUUUGGCACCUCAUCAGCCGCCCUCUUCGACGGGACUACCUUCCGACCCUACAUCCUGACGACGAACAGUGGAAACAACGCUGGAACAAUCAGUCAGCUCUUCUCUCAGCAUCAAGACUUUUUCACUAAUAGAGGUAUCAACAUGGCUCUCGUGUUUGUUGUCUUAAUAGGCCUAGCCAUCGCUCUUGGCCUCAUGUUCCUUCUCGUCGUCGCAGGCGUCGUAUUGGACCGCCUUCGUAAGAAGCGCGAGGGAUACGUACCAGCGCCGACGUCGAUGUACGACCGGGGGAGCGGCAUCAGCAGAAUACCACCGGCCGAGCUCUUCCAAUCCUUGGGUAAGCGCGAGCCCGGCGCACCGCGUAUCUGA